AUGUCUGGAAUUAUCUGUGGAGGAGAGGUUGCUGUUGAUGAGGCAAUGAUCCCAAUCACAGGGAAGCUGUCCGUAAAACAGUAUAUGAAAGGAAAGCUUUCUCUGUGGGGUAUCAAAAUGUACAUGUUAUGUGGUAAGAGUGGACAAGCCUAUGAUUUUAUUCUUUAUCAGAGAGCAUCGACUGAAUUUCAGACGUCUUUGUUGAAGGAAUUUGGCCGAGGCCCAACAGUAGUUUUACAAUUAGCCCAGAGAAUAAAAAACCAAAUUGGACAUAAGAUAUAUUUUGACAAUUUCUUUUCUUCAUACAAGCUUUUCCAAGUGUUGAAACAAGAAAAAAAUUGUGCUGCUGGAACUGUCAGAGUUAAUCAUUUUGCAAAUCCUACUCUAAUACCAGAUAAGGAGGCAAUGAAGAAGGAAAGAGGAUUUUCAGAAGAAAUUUGUAGUGCAGAUAACAUAACACUGGUAAAAUGGGUUGACAACAAAACAGUUGUUUUAGGCACUAAUUUUACUGGAAAAGGAGAAAUUGACAAAGUUGAGCACUGGGGCAAAAAUAAAAGUAAAUAUAUUACUAUCGAUUUACCAGAGAUUGUAAAAUGCUAA
This is a messenger RNA of Schistocerca gregaria, 600 nucleotides long. RefSeq names its product piggyBac transposable element-derived protein 3-like. The transcript has a single exon. The coding region runs from base 1 to 600 and encodes 199 amino acids. The record is from RefSeq and is a predicted model, not a curated record. Lineage: Eukaryota; Metazoa; Arthropoda; Insecta; Orthoptera; Acrididae.